AUGGAGCUGGUGGCGGAGCUGCGCGGGCGCGACGGGCAGACGCGGUCGGUGCGGGUGCCGUACCCGGCCGAGGAGGGCGAGGGCGCGCAGCUGCGCGGGCUGCGGCGGGCGCUGGCCGAGCUGCAGGAGCGGGUGGUGGAGCUGCUGGCGCCGCUGGUGCAGGAGGAGCGGGAGGCGGCGGGCGGCGGGCGGCCGCGCGGGAAUGCCGACAGCGACGACGAGGAGGAGGAGGACGGGGAGGAGGACGAUGAAGGCGAAGACGAAAACAACCUGGACGCGAAGGCGAGCGCCGAUGACCCGCCUCCAAAGCGGACGAGAGUUCAGCGGCCCUGACGGUGCCGUUACACACCGGGCUCAGGCGGGGCCGGCCGGGCUGUGCGCGCCCCGGGCCGGGGCUCGGCCCGCUCGGACCCGGGCGGCGCCUGCGGAGCUUCUGCUCCGGUUCGAGAAGUGAAACGUCGGUCCCGACGCCGCUUUAAUGCGGAGCCUUAAUGACAGGACGCGCCUGGGUGUUAGCAGCGCGUCGCUUACAGGGCACCAGUGUUCCGCUGAGUAAACGACAAAUAUAAAAGUGUGCUCACAAGCCUUCUGACUGGUACGUUUUCAGUGACCUUUCCCAAGUCGUAAUAGUUCUUCGUGUGACUUAAACUUUCAGAGUCAAAAAAUCUGGAAAGUUACUCUGGGAGAUAGGAUCUUAAAAUGGUACAAGACAACUUUUAUUUGUAUGGAAAGCAGUAGAAGACCACUAUAUUCAAAAUAAAAAAAAAAAACACCAGUAGGACUGUGUCCAUUCCUGUACAAUCCUACAACAGAAGAUUAUUUUUGCCUAUCAUCUAAAAGGUUUCUUUUAGUCACCCAUCAAUCAAUUACGUUCCUGGAAAAGGUCAUAGGCAAAGUAGAUUGAAAGAGUUGGGAAUCUUGGUUUCAAAAAAAUUCUCUGUUUUUGUGACUGCCAAGAAAGUGAUGAGUCUGUGUGAUAAUUAUCUUCAGUAUUCCACAAUUAAAAGCCUGUUUUCUCCAAA
This is a messenger RNA of Tyto alba (common barn owl), 1022 nucleotides long. RefSeq names its product GON7 subunit of KEOPS complex (gene GON7). Lineage: Eukaryota; Metazoa; Chordata; Aves; Strigiformes; Tytonidae. Gene Ontology annotation, cellular component: EKC/KEOPS complex. The record is from RefSeq and is a predicted model, not a curated record. The transcript has 2 exons. The coding region runs from base 1 to 333 and encodes 110 amino acids.